Glycine soja is the source of this 2062-nucleotide messenger RNA. RefSeq names its product guanine nucleotide-binding protein alpha-1 subunit-like. Gene Ontology annotation, biological process: adenylate cyclase-modulating G protein-coupled receptor signaling pathway. Gene Ontology annotation, molecular function: G protein-coupled receptor binding; G-protein beta/gamma-subunit complex binding; GTPase activity. Lineage: Eukaryota; Viridiplantae; Streptophyta; Magnoliopsida; Fabales; Fabaceae. Bases 385 to 1752 code for a protein of 455 amino acids. Gene Ontology annotation, cellular component: heterotrimeric G-protein complex. The record is from RefSeq and is a predicted model, not a curated record. The transcript has 14 exons.
CGGAGAGAGAAAGAGGGGUCAGUGAGUGUAUUUUCCCAAGAAGACAUAAAAAAAGUGCCAUUGCUGUGCCUUUUGUUGCUGUUGCUGUUGCUGCUGCCUUCUUGUGUCCUUUCUAAACUCAACUUUGACCCGACCAAAGGGUGCAGGAACAACCAACCAAGAACCCUCCCUCACAGCUUUCGGCGCUCUUAAUUCAUUCAUUAAUUUCUUUCUCUAUUUUAAUUUUAAUUAAUUAAUUUCAUCAUAUAUUCAUUCGUUCAUAAUCAUAUAUGUCUAUGUUAUAUGUACACUUACGGCAUUGGUCACACUCCUCUGAUCUGAAUCCCUUUAUGUUAUAACAUUAUUAUUAUUAUUACCUUAAACUAAACAACAAUUAUUAUUGUUAUGUUACUGUACAAGUACUUGAGUACUACAUUGUAUAGAACUUGGAAUACUAUAUACUACAUCUUCCUCCAUGGAGAAGAACACAAACUGAACUUGUUGCUUUCUAGUUUCGCUUCACACUUCACACUUAACGUAUCCGCCAAAUCUAGGGGCAUAUUCCAUUCCACCACCAUUUCUCUGCAAAAGAGACCCUUUUGCUUCUUUUCAGAUAACAUGGGCUUAGUCUGCAGCAGAGGUCGUCGUUUUCGUGAAGCUGAUGCUGAAGAAAAUGCUCAGGAUGCAGAAAUUGAAAGAAGAAUCAAGUUAGAAACAAAGGCUGAAAAGCAUAUUCAGAAACUUUUAUUACUAGGUGCUGGAGAGUCUGGGAAGUCUACAAUCUUUAAGCAGAUAAAACUUUUGUUUCAAACUGGCUUUGACGAGGCUGAGCUAAAAAGCUACAUACCAGUCAUUCAUGCUAAUGUGUAUCAGGCAAUAAAAGUACUGCAUGAUGGGUCAAAAGAGUUGGCGCAGAAUGAUGUUGAUUCUUCAAAGUAUGUAAUAUCUCAUGAAAACCAGAACAUUGGUGAAAAGCUCUCAGAAAUUGGAGCCAGGCUGGAUUAUCCUUGUUUUACCAAAGAGCUUGCACAGGAAAUAGAGAGACUGUGGGAGGAUGCUGCAAUUCAGGAAACAUGUGCCCGUGGUAAUGAACUCCAAGUUCCAGAUUGUGCCCAUUAUUUCAUGGAAAAUUUGGAGAGGCUGUCUGAUGCAAACUAUGUUCCAACAAAGGAGGAUGUUUUGUAUGCAAGAGUUCGUACAACUGGUGUUGUUGAGAUCCAGUUCAGCCCUGUUGGAGAAAAUAAGAGAAGUGGUGAAGUCUAUAGACUCUUUGAUGUUGGUGGUCAGAGAAAUGAGAGGAGAAAAUGGAUCCAUCUUUUUGAAGGAGUUACAGCUGUAAUAUUCUGUGCUGCAAUUAGCGGGUAUGAUCAGACACUUUAUGAGGAUGAAAACAAGAACAGAAUGAUGGAGACUAAGGAACUUUUCGAGUGGGUCCUGAAGCAACCAUGUUUUGAGAAAACAUCCUUCAUGUUAUUUUUAAACAAGUUUGACAUAUUUGAAAAGAAGAUCCUGAAUGUUCCGCUCAAUGUAUGUGAGUGGUUCAAAGAUUACCAGCCAGUUUCAACAGGGAAACAAGAGAUCGAACAUGCGUACGAGUUUGUGAAGAAAAAGUUUGAGGAAUUGUAUUUCCAGAGCACUGCUCCUGACCGUGUAGAUCGCGUGUUCAAGAUCUAUCGGACGACUGCCCUUGAUCAGAAGCUUGUGAAGAAGACUUUCAAGCUUGUUGAUGAGACUUUGAGACGGAGGAAUCUCUUUGAAGCUGGCUUAUUAUGACCUUGCUUGCAACAGUAUGUAUGCUUAAGAGGGAUGACAUUUUUACAUUGAGAAAUUAAAAGGUCAUCUGAUUUUGUUGGGUAUACUAGAGGUCAGGUAUACAACAAUAUAAAAUCGAUUUGUUGAUUUUAUGCCAAGUAAAUCCUGGGUGGAUAGGGAAAGCCUUUCUGAAUACUUGAUCAUCACAUCCAUCUUUAGAAGGAAAAUUAGUUGCGCUCAAAUUUUCAGAGAUGACAUUAUGCUUUGUGAUUAUCUUUUUCAUUGAUUGAAAGUCACUAAUGAUAUAUUUCAUAUCCUUUAUUUAUGUCUA